ACCACCUUUCUCUGCUUUUCUACAUCCACUACGGAUCUCUUUCAUUUCAUUUCUAAUUAAAUAUAUAUAUUUGUUUGUUUAUGUAUAUAAUAAGGAAGGGUGAGAAAGAAUAUUAAUAUUUCAUAGGACUUGUAUAUAUGCAAGACUCUUGAGUGAGUGGGAUAUAUGUGUUUGUUGAGCUCUCUCUUUCCCUCUCUGCUCUCAAGUAGUACUGCUAAUUAAUUAUACAUAUAAAUUGGGGUUCAAUAGCAGCGGCGCGCGGCAGAGGAGGAGAUCAUAUCAUAGAAGCUUCGACGUUGCAGCAAUGGAGUUCGCGGUGGCGAGCUGGGCGGUGGCUGCGGCCAUUCUGGGCGGCGCUCUGGUGGCGGUGAGGUGGCUGCUGGGGGAAGUGAACUGGUGGCUGUACGAGAAGAAGCUGGGGGAGAAGAGGUUUUCACUGCCUCCGGGCGAUCUGGGCUGGCCUUUCAUUGGCAAUAUGUGGUCUUUCCUCAGUGCCUUCAAAUCCGCCAACCCUGAUUCCUUCAUCUCCUCCUUCAUCACCAGAUAUGGCUGCAGUGGCUUGUACAAGGCCUUCAUGUUUGGCAAUCCAAGUAUCAUUGUCACAAUUCCUGAAGCAUGCAAGAGAGUUUUAACAGAUGAUGAAUAUUUCAAGCCCGGCUGGCCUAGCUCCACUCUGAAGCUCAUUGGGAGGAAAUCGUUUAUCGGCAGCAUUUCCUACGAAGAGCACAAGCGCCUUCGUCGCUUAACAGCAGCACCGGUCAAUGGCCCCGAGGCAUUGUCCAUUUAUUUGAGGUAUAUUGAGGACAAUGUGAUUUCAGCCUUGGAGAAAUGGGCUGGCAUGGGACAGAUAGAGUUCUUAACUGAGCUUCGGAAGCUCACUUUCAGGAUAAUUAUGUACAUUUUCCUGAGCUCGGAGAGUGAGCAAGUGAUGGAGGCCUUAGAGAGGGAGUAUACAACUCUUAAUUAUGGAGUUAGAGCCAUGGCAAUCAAUCUCCCCGGAUUUGCUUACCAUAAAGCGCUCAAGGCACGUAAAAAGCUUGUCGCUGUCUUUCAAUCUAUAGUGGAUGAGAGAAGGGCGCGAAGAAAGAACAGUCCUUCAACACAGGAGAAAGACAUGAUGGAUGCCCUAAUGGACGUUGAAGAUGAGAAUGGAAGAAAGUUGGAUGAUGAGGAAAUCAUUGACAUUCUAGUGAUGUAUCUGAAUGCCGGUCAUGAAUCUUCAGGCCACAUCACAAUGUGGGCUACCCUCUUUCUCCUGGAGCACCCUGAAGUAUUUCAAAGAGCUAAGGCAGAGCAAGAAGCAAUAGUAAGAAACAGGCCACCUACACAGAAGGGAUUGACACUUAAGGAAGUAAGAAAAAUGGAGUAUCUCUCCAAGGUGAUUGAUGAAACACUUCGCGUGGUGACAUUCUCCUUUGUUGUCUUCAGAGAGGCGAAAAAAGAUGUCAAUUUAAGCGGCUAUACCAUUCCCAAGGGAUGGAAAGUUUUGGUCUGGUUCAGAAGUGUUCACUUUGACCCCGAAACUUACCCUGAUCCUAAGGAAUUCAAUCCUUCCAGAUGGGAUGGAUUCACUCCAAAAGCAGGAUCUUUCCUUCCCUUUGGAACAGGAAGUAGGAUGUGCCCGGGAAAUGACCUGGCCAAGCUAGAAAUCGCUAUCUUCCUACACCAUUUUCUUCUUAAUUAUGAGUUUGAACGGUUUAAUCCGAAUUGUUCUGUGAUGUACUUACCACAUCAGAGACCUAAAGAUAACUGCUUGGGAAUAAUAAAGAGAGUGUGAGUGUCUCAUCUCUGAAUGUAUAGAGACGACAAAAUUUCACACUAAUUUUACUUUUGUGAAAAUAAUCAUCAACUUCUUUGCUCAAUUUCAAAGGAUCUCUGUUAGGAUGAUCAUCAGAAAUUGCUGUUGUAUGAUAUUUUAAAUUUUCCAUUCGUUUACGAGGAAAAUGAAAUCAGUAAAAAUUACUUUAAAAUAA
Molecule: messenger RNA, 1973 nt
Organism: Diospyros lotus (date-plum)
Lineage: Eukaryota; Viridiplantae; Streptophyta; Magnoliopsida; Ericales; Ebenaceae
Product: ent-kaurenoic acid oxidase 2-like
Exons: 8
Coding region: 305-1777 (490 amino acids)
Biological process (GO): brassinosteroid biosynthetic process; brassinosteroid homeostasis; sterol metabolic process
Cellular component (GO): endoplasmic reticulum
Molecular function (GO): heme binding; iron ion binding; ent-kaurenoic acid monooxygenase activity
Source: RefSeq, a predicted model, not a curated record